AUGAUUCACAACAUCUCUAGCACGAGUGAAUCUGAUAGUGACAGCUACGGUUACACCGAUGAUUUGGUUUUAGACGAGGAUUAUGCAAUUAUUGAUGGCGCAUGUCAGGGUAAAAAUCACAUUGGGUAUAGCAGCUUAAUGUUGGGGAUCCUUGAUGAUAUGACCGAUGGUCCCAAUUUCGGUUAUGAUGAUCCGAUCGAUCAAGGAAAACAAGAGCCUGAUGAAGAAUUCGAGGAGUCUUUGUCUAAAACCCUUCAAAUUCCCAUCCAGGAAGAAAACCCUAGUAGACAAAUCGACGACAAGGAGGAGGAGAAAAACCCUGUUGAUGAAGAAUUCAACGAGUCUUUGGCUACAACCCCUGAAAUUCCGUUCCAGGAGGAAAACCCUAGCGAUGACAAGGAGGAGGAGGAGGAGGAGAAAAUCCCUGUUGAUCAUGAUGUUCGUAAUGCAGUCCCAGUUUGUGGUUUUGGGAGGAAGAAGAUUUGGGCUUUCUCCCGUUUUCUUAUCAGGGCUGUUUAUAUGAUCCUGAUGUGUGCUUAUUUAGCUAGCAUGAAUAAUUACCACCACAGGGGACUGAUUGUCCCCGAAUUCGCGGUCGAAUCCGUCUCUGUUUUCCCCAUGGAACACGACCCUGUUUCCAGCACCGUCGCGGCGAAAUGGAACGUGAUUUUCAACGCGACAAACCCUUCUGAUAAUCGCGUUUUGCGAUACAACGGCAUCAGCGCCGAGGUUAUGUUCGGGAAGAAUAAGAAGAAUCCUGUUUUUCUUUUCCCUGAACUACUGAACAAGUUCAUCCAACCCUGGAUGCCUCCAGUUGCCAAUUCCAACUCCAUCUGGAAGACAGAUUUGCCUGAUUUUAAUCAGACUGAAGGCCAACAGGAGCUUGUCAAGGUAACUUUUCCCACCUUUCCUGUUACUAUUGACAAUGAUACUGCUGCUGCUUUGGUGAAGGAUGUAAAAUCGGCCGGGAGGGCGUCGACGGGUUUUUCGGUUCGCCUGAGCGGUAGUAUCACUGAGUACAACAAACACGAUAAGAGGACUGGUAAGGCAUGGUUCGCCGCGGACUGCCCGCUCAACAUGGCGUUCUUAAAGACAGGCGGUGGUGUGAUGGCUUCCUCAUCAGAAGAAUGCAAGGUCACCAUGGUAGACUGGAAGACGCCGGCCACCCGCGCUGCGUUGUGUAUAUACUACUCGAGUUUUUAGUGUGUCAAAGCCAAAAUAUCAUGGAAAACAGCUCUAACCUAGUUUAUGUUAUAUAGGGUCUUUUAUCGUGGAUCAAUUUGAGUUUUCUUCAUAUUAGGAGGUUUUAUUUUCCCUCUUGCUUUCGUUUCAGGAUAACGGAUAGGUUUUGAAUUCAUUGAAUAUUUUGCUAUGAUAUUAUUAUUAUCUAUUGGAAAUUUUUAAUUUAGAG
This is a messenger RNA of Oldenlandia corymbosa var. corymbosa, 1411 nucleotides long. NCBI's taxonomy places the organism in Eukaryota, Viridiplantae, Streptophyta, Magnoliopsida, Gentianales, Rubiaceae. The record is from the annotation of a GenBank genome assembly.